Molecule: messenger RNA, 927 nt
Organism: Chrysochloris asiatica (Cape golden mole)
Lineage: Eukaryota; Metazoa; Chordata; Mammalia; Afrosoricida; Chrysochloridae
Product: olfactory receptor 6-like
Exons: 1
Coding region: 1-927 (308 amino acids)
Biological process (GO): G protein-coupled receptor signaling pathway
Cellular component (GO): membrane
Molecular function (GO): olfactory receptor activity; G protein-coupled receptor activity
Source: RefSeq, a predicted model, not a curated record
AUGCUGGAGAGAAACGUCACUCUGGUCAGUGAGUUCAUCCUCGUGGGCUUUCCCACUGCCCCUUGGCUGCAGAUUCUUCUCUUCUUCCUCUUCCUUGUGGUCUACCUGCUGGUGGUAGUUGAGAAUCUUACCAUCAUGCUCACUGUUUGGAUCACUGGCUCUCUCCAUAAGCCCAUGUACUACUUCUUGAGCAGCAUGUCCUUCUUGGAGGUCUGGUAUGUCUCUGUUACGGUACCCAAGAUGCUGGAUGGAUUUCUUCUGCAGAGACGGCGCAUCUCCUUCACAGGUUGCAUGACCCAGCUCUACUUCUUUAUCUCUCUGGCCUGCACAGAGUGUGUUCUCUUGGCAGCCAUGGCCUAUGACCGCUAUGUGGCUAUCUGCCACCCUCUCCGAUACCCGGUCAUCAUGACCACAGGUUAUUGUAUGCAGCUAGUGGCUUUCUCAUAUAUGAGUGGAUUCACAGUCUCGGUGAUCAAGGUCUAUUUCAUUUCACAUGUUGCCUUCUGUGGCUCCAAUGUCAUGAACCAUUUUUUCUGUGACAUUUCUCCCAUUCUCAAAUUGGCCUGCAAAGACAUGUCCACAGCUGAGCUAGUGGACUUUGCCUUGGCUAUUGUCAUUCUUGUAUUUCCUCUCAUCACCACUGUCCUCUCUUAUGUUUACAUCGUCUCCACCAUCCUACGUAUACCCUCCACUCAGGGAAGGAAGAAGGCCUUUUCCACUUGUGCAUCCCACCUAACUGUAGUUGUAAUUUACUACACAGCAAUGAUUUUCAUGUAUGUUCGGCCCAGGGCUAUUGCAUCAUUCAAUUCCAACAAAUUAAUCUCAGCUGUAUAUGCUGUUCUUACACCCAUGCUUAAUCCAUUUAUCUACUGUCUAAGGAAUCAGGAAGUCAAGACGGCUAUCAAAAAGACUGUGGGAGGUGGCUAG